UGUUCAUUUGCUUGGAAGUACCUGGCAUUGGCUGCUGUCAGAAGACAGGAUACUGGGCUAGAUGGACCAUUGGUUUGACGCAGAUUGGCCAUUCCCAUGUUCUUAUUUUCUAAAUUUCCAUUGUCAAAAUAAGUGAACAAUGGUCACUUUGUGAUUCAGUUUCCUUAUGUCAUCUGUUAACUGGAUGUUUUGCAGAAUCCAGGAAUUCAGAAUGGCCACCAUGUUUGAAUUUGUCUGCCCAAAAGUUAGGUUCCUAAAUCCAUGUCAAGGCCCUGAUUUUGCAAUGACAUCUGUGCGAGUUCAGAGAUCCACCUGCACAGAUGUCAUUGCAAGACCUGGGCUGUAAGCCUCUAAAUAGAAGUGGCCUGAUUUUUCAGAAAUGUUGAGCAAACCAGCUUCCAUUUAAGUCAAUGAGAAUGUCAGAUGCUCAGUCCCUCAGAAUAAGGGCUACUUUGCUUAGAUGCCUAAAUAUUGAUUCAGGAGUCUAACUUUAGUCCCAUAGAUUUGAAAACUCUGGUCAACGUGUUUCCCAAUCACAGUGAACUAGUUGUACAGUUUUGUCUAUGGGUUUUUUAAUGAAGAUUUGCUGCAGUAAAAAUAAGCAGAAUACAUAAUAAAUACAUUGUAUAAAGUAAGUGUGCAUGCUAUGGAGUGUAGUCAAAUCUUAUUGCUAAUGCAACUAAUUUAGUCUGAAGCUACUAGAGUUACAGUAGCUCAGUUAAAAGACAACUCAGGUGCCUUGGAAAAGGCAUAUAGGUAGUUUAAAAUUAAUACAGUUCUAUGCAGGGGGAGCCUGUUUGCUGAAACUCACUGACUGUAGAUGUGUGUGGAGCCCUAUGCGGAUACACAUCUGAUCGGGAAUCUGCAAACAUGGUCUGGGGAUACUGCAGAUUUGCAGGGCUCUAGGAAUAUACUGCUUGUGAAAUUUACAGGGAAGUGAAAAUAGGAUUAUAGAAUGGAAUGUCUUCUGCAUUGCAAGGCUAUUUCUAGACUUCUGUCUGAGACAGUUCCCAUCAUUGCUAAUUUUGGCAUAGCUCCACUGAGUGGAGCAGUAGUAUAGAUGCAGCAGGUGGUUGCCAACAUUUUAACCAGUGUCUAAACCUGAGUAGGUGGUGGUGUGCUUCUGGCAACUUGUCUAUGAGAGUGCAAUUAUGGGACCUUCCCCCUCCGCCUUCUCCCCCACCCCUGAAAAUAACCUUCAUGUAGAUGAGAUCUAAAAGGCUCCAUCUUAAAUCCUCAAAGUUAUCAAAUUAUUUCCAAGUUCCCCACAUUUAUUUAGUGCAUCUAACUACAUCUACUUCUGGAGAAGAGGUACAAAAGUUAAACUCCAGAGGGUUGUUUUAUUUGAUUUUGUUAUGGGCUUCAGAGCAGAACAGACCUGAGGAAACUGUUGGAUAAACAGAAGGCUGGCUGCAAACACAGUUGAACAGAUACCACUGAUACUCUCUGAUUCCAGACAAGAUGAACACAUUGUCAUUGCUGCUAAGAUUCCCUCACUACCGUUUUCUUAGAAGGAUUUCUUUCAAAAGCUUCCACUCAAAUUUCACUCCGGGAUCAUUAUUUCCAUAUAUUCAGUCUUUUAAUUCAGUAUGCUUGUAUUGUACAAAGUGGAUGUUGCCAGCAAGUGAUUUGAAAAGAGGGAUUUGCUAUCAAGCAACCGUAGACCAACAAACACAGGGACUUUGUGACAAGGAACAGAGACUUGUAGACAGACUUUAUAGUGGAUUAAUCCAAGGACACAGAGCCUGCUUGGCAGAGGCCAUUACUCUUGUAGAAUCAACUCAGAGCAGGAAAAAGGAGAUAGCCCAGGUGCUCAUUCAGAAGGUAUUAUCCUACCACAGAGAACAAGAAAAGUUAAAUAAAGGAAAACCACUAGCCUUUAGAGUGGGAUUGUCUGGUCCCCCUGGUGCCGGGAAAUCAACAUUUAUAGAAUGCUUUGGGAAAAUGCUUACAGAGAGGGGACACAAAGUGUCUGUGCUGGCUGUGGAUCCGUCCUCUAGCACAAGUGGUGGCUCACUCUUGGGUGAUAAAACACGGAUGACUGAGUUGUCAAGGGACAUGAAUGCUUACAUCAGGCCAUCUCCAACCAGGGGAACGUUAGGAGGUGUGACUAGGACCACAAAUGAAGCUAUUCUGCUAUGUGAGGGAGGAGGCUAUGACAUCAUUCUUGUGGAAACAGUAGGUGUGGGGCAAUCAGAGUUUGCAGUUGCUGAUAUGGUUGAUAUGUUUGUUUUGCUGCUACCACCAGCAGGAGGAGAUGAGUUACAGGGUAUUAAACGGGGUAUAAUUGAGAUGGCAGAUCUAGUUGCUAUAACUAAAGCUGAUGGGGAUUUAGUUGUGCCUGCGCGGCGGAUACAAGCAGAAUAUGUUAGUGCUAUGAAACUACUUCGCAAGCGCUCUAAGGUUUGGAGACCAAAGGUAAUGCGCAUGUCUGCUAAAACUGGAGAAGGCAUUUCAGAUAUGUGGGAUAAGAUGACAGAAUUUCAUGAUCUCAUGCUUACAAGUGGUGAGUUGAUCACCAAACGACGGAAACAGCAGAAAGUGUGGAUGUGGAAUCUAAUCCAAGAAAAUAUGCUGGACCAUUUUCGGAGUCAUUUAGCAGUGAGGGAUAAGAUUCCACUUUUAGAAGAAAAGGUUCUCAGUGGUGUCUUGGCUCCAGGGCUGGCAGCAGACCUAUUACUGAAAGCAUUCAAAGACAGAUCUUAAGAUACCAUGUUCUACUGUGUCAUUGAUCAAUUUGCACAAAUUAUUUAAACAUUAAAUAAAAUUUUCCGAAGCAUGGCUUCAGAUCUUUAUUACUGCAGCAUACCUGAAUGUAGCCCUAGACUAAAUUUAUUUUCUGACUCAGGCAAAGAUAAUACACAUGAGGAACAAAGCUAGUUUCUGGGACUACCAUAGAUUAUAUUCAAAAAGAAAAAUGUACGCUUCUAAAACUCUUAUUUGAGUACAGCAUAGUUAAGGAUGGUGGUUGUUUUAAAGCUUUUAAUGAGAUUGUAAUAGAAAUUAUUAAAACAAAAUAACUUUGUGGUACAGUAAGCUAGUUAUUUGUUUGCUUGUGUUCCAGAUAUUUCAGCACUUGUCCUGUUAUAUUUACCAACAAACACCCCACACAAAACAAGGAUAGGUGUAACUAAAACUGCUCUUGGGCUCACCUAAAUGUCUUUUACUGGAGGGGUCAUCUGUUUACAUGACUGUUAAAUUUUACAGUGCAUACAUGACCUAUCAGUAUAACUUACCAAAAACCUGAUUCAGUCAACACUUACAGCAGUAAGCACAUUAAAGGAUGAGUCUCCAAAGUCUCAUUUACACACCAAAAAUAAUUGUUUAAACAUGGCUAUGGUAUAACACAGUUUACUGCUGCUGGAGCCUACUGUGGUUUAAGCACAGUUAGGGCCACAAUUAGAUUGUGUCCAUGCUACAGAUUUCAGCUCUGAUAUAGCAGUAGAUGCUGCAAGGGGAGCUGUUACCAGCAUGGAUCAUUGCCGAUCUCCUCACUGUGAGUGACAGCAAAAGCGUUGGGUGCUGCAUAAUCACCUAAGCAGAACCUGUUCUUUGUGUUGCAAACAAAUAUAGCAUUGAAGCAGCCCCGCCUGGGAGCUAUAUUUAUCCAAGGAAACACCCUACUAGUGCCUCCUGAAUAGAAAUUUUUUAAAACAAAAGGUGAAGUUACAUUAGGUAUCUUUUCUUUAAUAUAGCUAAUGAUAAAAGACUUCAAGUGGAAGCCGCAUCAGAGUUUCUUUAGUUAUGGAAAUGGCUAUCUUUAUAAUUAACUAUAUUAAAAAACACAACUUUGUCUAUAGUGGUUUAAGGCCAUUUGGCUGGAUGAAAGAGCUUCAGUUUCUAAACAAAAUGACUCUCCUGUUAAAUUCAACUUAAAUACUUCGACUAUUCAGGAGCUAUAUGUACAUUUUGAUAUACUUUAAUAAUGAAUUGGAGAAUCUUCUAAAAUAUUAUUUGGAAAACAUGGUCUAUUUGGCAGAAAUGUAUUAUUACAGGAAAAAAAUGGCAAUUUUGGCAACUGCAGAAAAGCAAUAAAACAAUUGGAGUUCUAUGAAGAAUUCUUCGUAUCUUGCAUAGGUAAAUUGAAUUCCUGAAUUAUGUUAAAAGCUGUGAUAUUUGUUUUCUUAGCUUCCCUGGCAAACUUGAUUUUGCAUCUAUAUUUCUCUAGAUCUUCAGAUUUUUUUUUUUAACUUCUAGCUAAAUCGUAAUACAUCAGAAAAGUUACCUUUAGCUUUUGAAGACCCUAGGAGUUUUUUUAUCCUUAUCUAACAAGGAUUCUUCUUCUUUGUCUAACUCGUGCUACUUUAAUUCUUAUUAUCAGGAUUAAAGUUAGUUCUCUGACAGCUGUUGCCUUAUUUUCCUGUACACUUCAUUAUGGUUUAAAAAAAAAAAAA
Molecule: messenger RNA, 4394 nt
Organism: Mauremys reevesii (Reeves's turtle)
Lineage: Eukaryota; Metazoa; Chordata; Testudines; Geoemydidae
Gene: MMAA
Product: metabolism of cobalamin associated A
Exons: 7
Coding region: 1462-2706 (414 amino acids)
Cellular component (GO): cytoplasm
Molecular function (GO): GTP binding; GTPase activity
Source: RefSeq, a predicted model, not a curated record